AUGCUACGAAAAACACAUACCGGGACAUGGUUGCCGGCGUGGGUGCCAGAGUCUACUUUCGUCUUGUCGCUCCUCCUCAUCAUAUGCUCGUUUGUGCAAUCCUGUACGGUUGGCUAUGAUACUGCAUUGCUCAACGCGCUCAACAUCCUGCCUGCGUACAAUGACUACUUUAGGCUCAGCGCAGCAACAACGGGCCUGAACACCGCUUCCAUCUUCAUCGGCGGCAUUCUUGGACCUAUGUUCGCAGUUAUGAUAGCGGACAGGCUCGGGAGAAGACUAGCUAUCUUCUGGAGCAGCCUGGCUGCCAUACUUGGGGUUGUGAUGCAAACAGCCGCUCAAAAUAUUGCCAUGUUCGUCGUUGGUCGCAUUAUCAUCGGCCUCGGGGCAUCUGCUUCUGGGAUUGCUGGCGGCGUGUACCUCUCGGAGAGCUUCCCUAGUCGGUUCCGAGCAUGGGGGGUGGGAUCCCUCAACGACUUUUAUUGGAUUGGUGCAAUCCUGGCGGCCGGAAUCACUCUCGGGACUGGCACUUGGACCACUUCUUGGGCUUGGCGAGCGCCGUCGCUCAUCCAAGGCCUCUUCUCUCUGCUUUGCAUUCUCAUCUUGCCGUUUGUCCCGGAAAGUCCGCGUUGGCUUCAGUACCAGGGCUACUUCGACGAGGCUCGCCUCGCCGUCGCCCAAACGAAUGCCAACGGCAAUAUAUCCGAUCCGGUUGUGCUCACAAUCUACGAAGAGAUUGCGGAUGCCCUGAAAUCGGACAAGGAAUGCAAGAGCUCCAUCGUAGAGAUUGUCAAGGACCCGAUUCUGCGGAGGAGGUUCCUUAUCGGAACUUCUGUUGGACCCCUGUCCACUGUGGUUGGGAAUCUCAUCAGUCUUUUCUAUCUGGGGCCGGAGCUCAGCAUUGCUGGACUCACCGACAGUCGCGCCCAGCUGCAUAUCAACCUUGUUCUAAACGCUUGGUGUCUGCUUUGUUGCCUGUUGGGCACAUUUCUAGUCACUUCUUGGGGUCGGCGUCCAACAGCUCUUGUUGGCCAGAGCCUGCUUAUCGCCUGCCUUUUUAUUAUCGGGGGUCUAACUAAGGUGUACGCUGACAAUGGUCCCAAUGGCACGUCUAAAAGCCUUUUAUAUGGCAAUGUGGCAGUGAUUUUCCUCUUUCAGGGUUUCUACUCCCUGGCCUGGACACCGCUCAUCUAUCUCUAUCCGACUGAGGUCAUGAAUUAUAGUAUUAGAGCUAACGGCGUGGCUUUCUCUUCAUUUAUGCUUAGCAGCCUAACACUCUUACUGGUGUUUAUCAUGCCAAUCGCCUUGGAGAAUAUUGGUUGGAAGAUGUACAUCAUCAACGGAAGCUGGGACGUCAUCGUGCUUUUAAUUGUGGUAUUUUUUUGGGUUGAGACCAAAGGCAAAACUCUAGAAGAGGUCGACGCUAUAUUCUCGCAGCACUCAAAUGUUUCCGACAUUGAAGCCCGCCGUGGAAAGAAGACCAUUAAUGCUCGACCCAUGGCGCCGAAAUCUUCCAACUCUACUGAGGCGAAGGAGCGUCGUCGCGAGCAAAACCGGCUGGCUCAGCGUCGAUUUCGACAAAAGCACUAUCAACAGAAGAUAAUAGGACCUGAGCGUGUGCGGACUCCGAGCCUGAACCCUCUCCCGUGUUCAGAGACUCAAAUCACCAACGACAGCCUGCCUAAUACACCUGCUGUAUCCCGGAUGACUUCCAUCAGCCCCCCUACACAGGGUUGUGAUCCGAGCAUCGACGCUGUUCACACGGCCAUGUUCCUGGAUUCAUUUGACUUCAGUGCAACCAACACUCUCUUUGCUUCAGACCUCGACACCGUGGACCCUACCGUACAACUCACCCCGCCCGCAUCAGACUCAGCCGCGCAACUCCCCAAGUCCUCCCAAUACAGCCAAUCAGCUGUUCUUUCAGACGAUAGCAGUGGUGAUUACAAUGAGAAGGACUCCGAAGGCAGGACACCGUUGAUCAAUGCCACUAUUGCUGGAUUCGAAGAGGUUGUCGAUCUGUUGCUAUCGCACGGGGCUGGAAUUGAAUAUGUGGACCACCAGCAUCGCUCAGCCCUGCAUUGGGCGGUAAUACAUCGCCAGGAUCGAUUACUUAAAAGACUCCUCAGACAUUGUGCUGGGGACAGCAAGUUGAUUAAUGAAUGCACCAAAGACGGAAGAACACCCCUCCUGAUUGCCAUUGAUGCAGGUUUUGAUGCAGCAGUGGAGGCCCUGCUAGAGUCUGGGGCGGAGGUGCAAUGA
Molecule: messenger RNA, 2256 nt
Organism: Aspergillus thermomutatus
Lineage: Eukaryota; Fungi; Ascomycota; Eurotiomycetes; Eurotiales; Aspergillaceae
Exons: 7
Coding region: 1-2256 (751 amino acids)
Biological process (GO): transmembrane transport; regulation of DNA-templated transcription; carbohydrate transport
Cellular component (GO): membrane
Molecular function (GO): DNA-binding transcription factor activity; carbohydrate:proton symporter activity; protein binding
Source: RefSeq, a predicted model, not a curated record